AUGAGCUCUACAUGGUCAUCACAUGAACAGCACCAGAUGCAAAUAACUCGACCCAAACAAGAUAUCGCAGGCUCCAACAACAUGGACGACGAGUAUAUGAAACAGCUAGAAGCUCAGCGUCUUGCCUUUGAGGCACAGUUUGGGACUCUGGAGAGCAUGGGCUUCGAGGACAAGACCAAGAAUGCACAUAGCGAUGACGAUGACGAUAAUGUUAGUCAGUCUGAAUCAGAGGACGAGAAGGAAAGUGAGUCUGCAUCUGGUUCUGACACAUCGUUCUAUGGGUUCGACGAGAUAGAGGAGUCAGAUCUUGAAGAAGACUUGCCUGAAAAGAAGCAACCCGUCAGACAACCAAGAGUGGUUAAAUUCCAAGAAGAACAAAACGAAUACAAACCUAGCAAGAAAGAACAAAGGUUAAUACGAAGCGGGAAGGCCCCAACGGUACGAGCCUUAGAGACAGCGGGUCAGAAUGCAGCUGCAGAUUCUGACUCGGAUUCUGAUCAGGAGAGAGACAACCUACGAAACGAUAUAGAAUUACAACGGUUCCUAAAGGAAUCGCAUCUCAUCAGUGCGUUCCAAACUGACAAAGAUACAAUACACGAUUCCGAAUUGCACGGCAAGGCUCGUGCCAGAACCCUAGAGACAAGACUUCAAUCGCUGUCCCAGAUCAACGCGGUGCAGCACAAGAACCUCGAAUCGAUGCCCAUGAACAUACGGAAGGGUAUGAUCAAGAAGCAUACGGGACGUAUCACUAAAUACGAACAAGAAGCACGUGACGCAGGAACGGUGUUGUCACGUGUAUCACGCGGAGAGUUCCGUCGCAUCGAGUCCACAUACAAGAACGACAUCGAGAGACGUAUUGGACGUGGGAAGCUAAAAAAGAGAUCGGGUGCCAUUAGAGACUUCGGAUUGAAGGUACAGAGCGUGGGUCAUAGCACUCGUAACGGAUUGAAGUUGAGUGCUGCGGAUAUCGCCAAAAUAAAGGGAGCAAGUGAAACGACGUGGCUUGCACGUGCUGACAAGAAUUGA
Molecule: messenger RNA, 1026 nt
Organism: Kluyveromyces lactis
Lineage: Eukaryota; Fungi; Ascomycota; Saccharomycetes; Saccharomycetales; Saccharomycetaceae
Gene: FAF1
Product: Faf1p
Exons: 1
Coding region: 1-1026 (341 amino acids)
Biological process (GO): maturation of SSU-rRNA from tricistronic rRNA transcript (SSU-rRNA, 5.8S rRNA, LSU-rRNA)
Cellular component (GO): nucleolus
Source: RefSeq, a predicted model, not a curated record